AUGGCUGAAUGUUCAACUCCCGAGCGAUACCUUAAUGGAGAACGCGAUCAAGUGGAACGUGAAGAGAAAUUUGACAUGUAUACCGAAGACUAUAGAGGCCAUCAACCUGUUGACUAUAGGAUAAUCAAAGGUCCACCACUUGAGUAUCUUACUGGUAUAUGUCCAUACCCACCGUCUAUCCCCAGUAUGGACGAGAUUCAAAUAAAAACAUGUUUGUUUUUGAUAAAACCGUUCAGAUAUUCUCCAAACCAACAUGGAAAGUAUCCACAAGCAAUCCGCAACGAACAUAAAUAUAUUGACAUUUGGGAUGAGCAUCAUGUUCGUAUGCCAUGUUCACCACGUAAUGUUGAUAAAAAUGGUCGAGAACGAUGGCCAAAUAUUGUCGUUGCCUUAUCGAAUCUUAAAAAGAAAUGUGAGCAGAAGUCCGCAAACUUUGAUGAUUUAAAGAAAACUAUUGAACUCUGCGCUGAUCGCACUUACAAUGUGGCUUGUCUUGAGUAUCUUUUCAAGGAGAUCUUUUCAGACGAACAACGUCUACACUUCAUAUCCGUUGUUCUACCCUCUAUUUGUUCAUUGGCAAUGAAAGUCGAUAUUAUCUGUAGUCAACCUCCACCUUUACUACGUGCAGGGUCGAAUGAAUCAAUUACCAUGUCUCAGGUUCAAGCUGCUUCAUUAUUGGCAUGCUCAUUUUUUUGUCUAUUUCCGUGCCGGUCUGGAUCGAGACUGAAAAAAGAAUAUAAAUAUUUUCAAGAUCCAAAUUUCAAUGCAUUGUAUCUGCGUGGAGGCAGAGAAAAAGUGGAAAAGAUCCGAUGUAUCGUACACUAUUUCGAACGUAUUCAAGUGAGAAAGCCAACCGGUGUGAUUACGUUUCGACGUUACUCAAUACCGAGUCAAUACGUACCAAAAUGGUCUGAAUCAAAUAAAAAUCUUAUACCGGUACACUUUACAACAGCGAAGAAGAUCGAGGAUAUCGAGUGCUCUUUACAAGUGGAUUUUGCUAAUCGAUAUAUAGGCGGUGGCGUUUUGAAUACAGGUUGUGUACAAGAAGAAAUUCGAUUUGCAAUCUGUCCAGAAAUGAUUGUUAGCAUACUUGUUUGUGAAGCUAUGGAUGACGACGAAUGCAUCUUCCUCAUUGGCUGUGAACGGUAUUCGUCGUAUAGAGGCUAUUCAAAAACAUUUCAAUACGAUACUGAUUAUCAAGAUCGUAGUUUUAAAGACAAUUGGGGUCGAAAAUGGUCUCAUGUAGUGGCUAUCGAUGCGAUAUACUUUGAUGACCCAUUGAAACAGUUUGAUAUGAAGAUCAUCAAACGAGAGAUACUCAAAGCUUACACAGGAUUUUACUCUCGAAAACCAACAAAUCAAGUAGCAUUUCCAGUUGUCACAGGCAAUUGGGGUUGUGGAGCUUUCAAUGGUGAUCGAGAAGUGAAAGCGAUUAUUCAAUUAAUGGCAGCAUCACAAACUGUACGUCCUAUGAUCUACACCGCGUUUGGAGAUAAAAAGUUAAUUGAAUCGUUUGCUGCUAUUUACGAUUAUUUGAUAGGAGAGCGAGCAACGGUGCGAGAUUUAUAUCGUUAUCUGAAAAAGUUUUGCGAGGCAUCCGAAAAGACAACUUUGUUCGAAUUUAUUCGUAAGACACCUGUUAACGUUCUCCGACAGUGA
Molecule: messenger RNA, 1659 nt
Organism: Adineta ricciae
Lineage: Eukaryota; Metazoa; Rotifera; Eurotatoria; Adinetida; Adinetidae
Source: the annotation of a GenBank genome assembly